CAUGCAGGUCCUGAAGGCAAGGGCCAGGUGGUUCUGCAGUGGAGCAAGGGGCACUUGAAAGGGUAAAGCAGAUACUUUACCUUGCUCUGAGAACCAACACAAUGGCAUUAUUCCCGGUGUUGCUGUUUCUGGUUCCUGUGAUGCUUCCAUUCUUUCCUGCAAAUGGACAGGCUUCAAAUGUUGAUGCUUUGUCAACCACUCGAAAAGAAAUCCAAAGAGAGAUUGUAAAUAAACACAAUGACCUAAGGAGGGCAGUCUCUCCAUCUGCCAGUAACAUGCUGAAGAUGAAAUGGGACAGCAAGGCAGCAGAAAAUGCCCAAAAGUGGGCAAACAAGUGCCUUUUGAGACACAGUCAGCAAAAGGAUAGAGCAAUUGGGACAAGGAGCUGUGGUGAGAAUCUCUUCAUGUCAAGUUACCCUGCUUCAUGGUCAGAUGCAAGCCAAAAUUGGUACAAUGAAGAACGUGAUUUUAUCUAUGGUGUUGGGCCAAAGCAUCCUGAUGCAGUGGUUGGACAUUAUACCCAGGUUGCUUGGGCCUCCUCUUUCAGCGUUGGAUGUGGAAUUGCCCAUUGUCCCAAUCAACAAGUUCUAAAAUACUUCUAUGUUUGCCAAUAUUGUCCUGCUGGAAACAUUAGUAACAAAAAAAAUACGCCGUACCAGAACGGAAAACCUUGUGCCAGCUGCCCUGAUCACUGUGACAAUGGACUAUGCACCAAUAGUUGCGAAUAUGAAGAUGUUUACAGUAACUGUGAGCAGUUGAAAAAUCAACUGGGAUGUGAACAUGCUCUCACCAAGAAUAGUUGCAAGGCUUCCUGCAAUUGUUCAAACAAAAUUUAUUAAAUGACCAAUACAUACUGAACAUGGCUAAGUAGAGGAAAGCCACAUCAUCAACUUACACUUGACUUUUAUUAGCAAGGAAAUCAUAGACAUGCUAGCUAGAAAUUUGAUUCCAAAUAGUAACAUCUUUUUCUCUUGGAUCUGCUUUUUAUUUUACAGAAAUCUCUUUCAUACAAAGGGUUAAAAGGUAACAACUUUGGAUUUUGAUAUAAAUAUGGAGAUUCUGAAAGUUAUAUGAAAGUCUCUUAUGACUAAGGUCACUAGAAAUCUGAAUUGAAAUUGAGAAUCAUGUUCCUAGAACAAAAUGUACAAAAAGUAUGGAACUUGAUGUCAUCGUCACAUGAAUCCUGGACUAUAGUCUUCCUUCCUAGGUUCACUUAAUAGCUAAAUAUCUUUAAAGAAGUAUUAAU
Molecule: messenger RNA, 1246 nt
Organism: Pteropus alecto (black flying fox)
Lineage: Eukaryota; Metazoa; Chordata; Mammalia; Chiroptera; Pteropodidae
Product: cysteine-rich secretory protein 3
Exons: 9
Coding region: 102-839 (245 amino acids)
Cellular component (GO): extracellular region
Source: RefSeq, a predicted model, not a curated record